Haemonchus placei is the source of this 1107-nucleotide messenger RNA. The record is from the annotation of a GenBank genome assembly. NCBI's taxonomy places the organism in Eukaryota, Metazoa, Nematoda, Chromadorea, Rhabditida, Trichostrongylidae.
AUGCAAACUAUUACUGCCUUAUCAAUUAGUGGAGUUUACAUUAUCGGCCAAAAACUAUCAAAGCAAGUUUUUAACGUGAUCCAUACCUCUAGAACAAUUUCGGCGAUUAUGGCAGACCGAAAAAUUGCUUCUAUGCAAAAAUGUGUUGUGGAAGUCCCAACGGCCGUUCGUGGAAUGCAGGAUUUACGGAAGGAAGCGUUCACAACAAAUAUCACACUGCUCGCGUUGAGGGUUGAUGCUUCAAACUUGUCCACAAUACAGAGAAAAGUUAGGUUGGAGAAGUAUCUUUUCAAGAAUCUUGGACGGAUCAAGAACAUUAUGAAUGCGGAUGACUCAAAGCAUAAGCUACUACUAUUCGAUCCUAAUACGUUGCAUGAAAAUUGUGUGGAAUUGAAAUCGUUGAAGUCUCAUAUUGAAUCAUUGAUCAAAGAGCAUACUGGAGAAAUCAUGUUGCAGUGGAGACCUAUCACUUUAACAGUUGCCUUUGAAGAUUGGGAUAUUAGAAGCAUAAUAAAGGCAGUUCUUCCAAGCGAUCUAGAUUUUAGCAGCUACAGUCAAACUGGUCAUAUCGUCCAUGUAAAUUUGCGCGAGAACCUCCUUCCAUACAAAAGGAUCAUUGGUCAAAUUUUGCUAGAAAAAGUCUCAAGGUGUAGAACUGUGGUCAACAAAGUUGAUGAAAUCAAAAGCGAAUAUAGGAAUUUCGAGCUGGACCUUUUAGCUGGUGUCGACGAUUAUGUUACAGAAACUCUCGAAGCAGGUGUUAGAUAUCGGCUCGAUUUUUCGAAGGUGUUUUGGAAUUCACGCCUCAGCCACGAACAUGAACGAGUGGUGAAGUUGUUCGAUCGUCGUUCUCUAGUCUAUGAUGCUUGCGCUGGUGUGGGUCCAUUUGUCUUGCCAGCAUUAAAAAAAGGGCAUGCUUCACACGCUUUGGCAAACGAUCUCAAUCCGGAAAGUGUGCGAUGGUUGAAAGAAAAUGCCAUUUUGAAUAAGAUACCUUCGGGAAAGUUAGAAAUUUACAACUCAGAUGCCAUCGAAUUCAUUCGCGGUCCAUUUGCAGAAGAUUUAAGUAGAGAAAUCGGUGCAUUGGCCAACUUUGCCACAGCGUAA